Peniophora sp. CBMAI 1063 is the source of this 2583-nucleotide messenger RNA. The record is from the annotation of a GenBank genome assembly. Lineage: Eukaryota; Fungi; Basidiomycota; Agaricomycetes; Russulales; Peniophoraceae.
AUGUCCUCCUCCGACGCUGGCUCGAAGCCAGCACCCAACAAGCCUUCUGUCCGUUCGCGCAUGACCUCUCUUGUGCGGCGCUCGUCAACGGCAUUAAGCUUCACGAGGCCUGGCGCUUCGUCCCGUCGAUCGUCGUCAGAAUCACUCACCGUCGACACCCACCAAACUCUGGCCCCUCCUGAAAUUGCACUCGGGCAUAAGAUACCAAGCCCUGUGCUGGAGUCGCCUGUCGUUGCGCCCGCACCCAUUGCUUCGCCCACUCCUGUCCAACCAGAUUAUCGUCCGCCCUCGGCACCUAUCGACAUUCCCAUCAAGACCCCACCGCCCCACAACAACUGGGGUGACGGUCCAAUUACAAUAACCCCCAGCUCGAUAGCUUCACCUGUGGUCAUAGCGCGUUCUGAGGGCGCGGAGAUAUUGUUGGCGGCGGAUGAUGGUCGCUCAUCUCACCCAGAGUCGCCGGCAAGAAACGAGGAUGAACUGUCGAUGGAUGGCCUGCCUGGUGAAGUUGGUAUCCAGAGCAUUCCUGCUCCCGUACAUGUGAUACCUCAUCCGGAUGAGGGAAGCGAGGCGAAGUCGACAAGAGAGGAGCCAGGUCUUGCAACCCCCAGUGUUCCGCCAAAGAACACCAGCUUCGUUCCUGGCGUUAGUGUUUCUGAACAUGAACUGGCCUUGAAAGGCGACGGCUCAGACUCAACGGGUACAUCGCUAGGGCCAAGCGCUCCUCCAGAAGUUUCCGCACUCGAUUUUGCCUAUUCCGGAGCGUCCCACGAUGCUACCAUCGCCCGCUCUGAUCAACUGGUGUUCGAUAUCAGUGCGAUGGAAGGGCAACACCUAACCUCGAUAAAUGACGAUGUCGAAAGUGGGCGUUCGAGGGGCUCUACCGUGUCAUCUCAGGAUCGCCCCCUCACACCACCGGCGAUGUUUACACAGGCCAGCACGUCUGCGAAGACAAGUAUUGCGCCGUCGGCUGAGAAUAUCGCGCCUAUCGUCAUCCUCGAUCGCCCAGCGGACGGGGCCACUUCCACGUCCAGUAUCCGCUUGUAUGAUGAUCCCUUUGCAGACCCUGCGCCUGUAGCGGAGACGACAACGCGCGCGUACUCGCCAGAUCGCGCGGCUUUCCAGAGUCCGAUGGACUCCCGUCCAUCCGACCGUCAGUCAGCUCAUUCAAUCCCAUUGUCUGUCCCUAUGCCACAGCCUGCCAUAUUAGCUCCCGUGGGUGUACAAGGGGGAUCACACUGGAACGAUCCUACUGGACCGAAAUAUGUCGACGACGAGCAUAUUCCUCUAGUCAGGGGUUCAUCGCAAACCCCGAGCGAAACGACCGACUUCCCGCGGCUGAUGCCAGAUUACGGUGCCGCCCCGUCCGUAGACCUGACUUUCGAGCGCCUUGGAUGGCUCAUGCAUGUUUUGCCGGACACAACUGUGUAUUUCACGCAUCCUGGGCUCCGCAUCGUGACCGAUAUUGACCUCCGGUUGGAGGGUGCCAUGCGCGAUGUUUCGCGUUACCUGGGUGGACCACGUGUACGUCCUCCCGCUGGAUGGGAGCUCUGGUUGCGUAGUGCAGGCAUAAUACCUGUCCGCGCACCCGAGCAUUCCUUCGUCCAUCACGAGAAUCGCAUAGUGGUGCCUGUGUCAUACGAGCCUGAGGCCAUCGAACCCUCUGUUGAAGAGAUGAUAACUCUACAAGCCAUCUACUGGAGAUACAUAGAGAAACAUCCUGCUCACCUCGUUCUCUCGCCUACCACCUCAGCCGAGGCGACAGAUAUACUUACCUGGGCGUACACCGACCGUUUGUUACCCCCCGAAGCUCGAGAGAGGAUCCCUCCGUUCAGUCAGGACGAGUGUCAUGAACUCUCCUCCAUCUUGAGAUCACUUGACGCGAAUCCAUCUCCGAAUCAUAUGGCCAUCCGGACGCGAGUCAUAGCUAAGAUCAUGCUCCGUGUUUGUCGGUGGAAACAGGGACAGGUCUCCACGAGAGAAUACGAAAGUGCACCGCACUCGCUGUCUAACGUGCAGCCAUCUUUUGUACGCCGCGCGGCCGAUGUCGCUAUGUCUAUCGCAUGUUUAGGUAUCCCAUAUCUUUUCGUCGACCGGUCGCGCUCCCGUCGCGAAUAUCAUGAAAAUGGUAUGCGGAGCGCCGCUGGGUCAAUGCUGGUAGUCGGGGCUGUCGCAUGUGUGAUAGCAGCUGUAGUACUUGGGGCCUCAGUCACCCUGAUCUCGAUACCCGGACUCAACGAUAUCUCGCGCAUCGCAAGCUGCAUCUCCAUUAUCCUCUCAGCGUCAAGCUUGGUUUCAGCUCUCUUGGCGCUCCUUCGCUGGAAAACGGAUGUGGAACGCAACGUAUACUCUGGAAUCGGUCAAGAAGGUUUCAUGGUUAUGACUACGAGGAGUGUACUCUUGUCGUUACCGUUGGUAUUCUUGAUAUGGGCUAUAGCUGCAUUCGUCAUUGGAGUUGCCCUGCAUAUGCUCCGGGGCUUGGUUCUGCCUCGUCACGUUGGCAGAUAUAUGCAGUGGGUUGUCGUGGGGACUUUCGGCGGCCUCGCUGGCAUGUUGUUCGCUUGUGGGCUACUGAUCUUGUGA